Molecule: messenger RNA, 1225 nt
Organism: Pungitius pungitius (ninespine stickleback)
Lineage: Eukaryota; Metazoa; Chordata; Actinopteri; Perciformes; Gasterosteidae
Product: CD209 antigen-like protein E
Exons: 6
Coding region: 125-913 (262 amino acids)
Molecular function (GO): signaling receptor activity
Source: RefSeq, a predicted model, not a curated record
UCUCUUGACCACUUCCCUUUUUGUUCUAAGACACAGCUGGAGAGUUUCCUCAUUUACAUUCAGUCCCUGGUGUGACUUGAUGCUACAUAUCUGACCCUCGAGGGCAAAGCGGGAAUCCUCAGUGAUGGAGGGUAUUUAUGCCAAUGUUGAAUGUGACAAACCUGUGGACUUCACACCGAGGACCAAUCAGACAGGUCCCAGGAGGCCAAGCAGCAGACCUCAUGGAGCUGUUGCUGUCUCUCUGGGGCUGCUCAGUGUCCUCCUGCUGGUUGGACUCAUCUGUCUCGGUGUCCACUUGCAUGCAGCAGCUGCAGAGCACUCCUCCAUCAAAGCCAACCUGACGGAGCGUCUCCAGGUCAGUGGAGACAAGCUGUCCUCAGUGUCUGCAGAGAGAGACCAGCUGAAGGACAACUUCACUGCACUGAUGGACAACUUCACUGCACUGAAGGACAACUUCACUGCACUGACCCAAGAGAAGGACAGACUCAAGCUCCUGUUGGAACAGAGUAAAACGUAUCCUGAGGGCUGGAAGAUGCUCAGUGGUUCCUCUUAUCUUUUCUCUACACGGGCUGAUUCCUGGACUAAUGCCAGAACAGACUGCAGAGAGCAAGGAGCAGAUCUGGUGAUCAUAAACUCUCCUCAAGAGCAGAAAUUCAUCUCAGACAUCGUCAAAAGUCAUACUUGGAUUGGUUUGAGUGACAGAGAGAUCGAGGGCACCUGGAAAUGGGUUGAUGGAACUCCACUGACUGCGACUGAAGCGUAUUGGGGCGCUAAACCUGAUCCAGUUCAACCUGAUAACUAUGAAGGUAAAGAGGACUGUGUUGAAAUGGUUGUCAGCUGGAACUCAAAAAGAAACUGGAACGAUAGAAACUGUGCUUACCCUCUGAAAUGGAUCUGUGAAAAACUGGUUUAAUGUUUCAAGUUUCAAAGGUUCAAUAAUCAUUUAUUGUUACUAUGCAACCCAGGGAAGACAUUUUAGCCCAUUUGUAACAGAGGGAAAAGAAAAUACACUUAUUUAAUCUGGAUUAUAAACAAUGUAAGCAACAAAAACAAUUAUCUGAUGUAAUAAUAUGGCCGACAUCUUCACGUUAAAACACUGAGUCCUGCUCUCUGUCCCGAUGUCCACCCGUCAAGUAUUACAUCCAUGAAUGUUAUUAUGAUCCUGAUAACUGCCCUAAAUGGUGUAUGUGGGAGAUGAAGAGAAAAGGAGAGUGCAUGUGAAGGG